CGGAUUCAUCCCCCUGAUCUCAUUCCGGCCAGCGAAGCUUCGGCAAAAUCCAAGACGUACCUUGUCUCACUUCUCAGCCACCGUCGUUUCUCCUUCUCCACCUCCAUCGCCGGCUGACGGCUGUUAUUGGCGAAACCAGGUGCCACCGAAACUCUAUCUGCGACCAGCCGUUGACUAAUUUUUCUGCGAAGAUUGGCAACUUGCUAGCUGUUACCUAUUUAAGCUAAUUAUCCGAGUGACUUCAGAUACGAAGAUGCCUUACGAAAUAACUGAGCAAACGAAGGUUGGUGCGGGUCUUAUUGGUUUCGGUAUCUUAUUCUCAUUUCUUGGCAUAAUUCUUUUCUUUGACCGGGGUUUGCUUGCUCUGGGGAAUAUAUUUUGCUUAACAGGGGUAGCAAUUUUGCUUGGUUGGUAUUCUACUUUGCAGCUGUUUACCAGUAGAAGAAACUACAAGGGUACUGCUUCUUUUAUUCUUGGACUUUUCUUCAUAUUUGUUCGUUGGCCAAUAGUUGGCAUAAUCUUGGAAUUAUAUGGGUGCUUUGUUCUCUUUGGUGGCUUUUGGUCAUCUGUCAAGGUUUUCCUCUAUCAUAUUCCUGUUAUUGGAUGGGUUAUCAUGCUCUUAGAUCGCAUGUUAGGAGGCUCUAAUUAAACACAAGUUGGUAAGUUCAUCAAUUGAUCACCAGAAGAGAAAAGCCCUCUGAUUUCCGCUCUAGCCAUGGCAGCUGAUGAUGGUAGUAAAAUUUUUGACAUUUCCUCUGGGAUGCUAUCAAAGUUUUUAGUUUCUUGCCACAUGGAUGUUUAUAAUGUGUCUGUUAUCUCAAAACCGAAGCCUUGCUUGUCAUAUCAUGGAACUUAAUCUCCGCGGCUCUACAACACUGUUCUACCAGGUCUCUUAUUAACCUUUCAGUUUAGUUGUGUAACAUUCCUUUCAGAUUUUUUUUUUUCCCAUGCAAACCUUGCAACACUUUUCUUCUACUGAAUCCUUAGUAUGAACGAGGAACAUCAUUUAUAUCUCAAACAGUUUGGUGUAUUGGAGUCUAAAUUAUAAAAUGCCAACUGUUUGACUGAAGGGUUGCACCCAUUAUCAAGGACCCCUCAUCAUCCAAUGGUUAUUAUCACUUGGCGAGGCAUGUGAAACGAUCCACUCGAUUGAUGGUAAGUGGCCAUUGAAAACCUUCUGUCAGAUAAAAAUGGUAAGGAACAGCUCGCCCCAAAAUAUAAUGGUGAGUGAAACUCAAUAUUUUAUUCCUUCAUCAUUUUUCCUAAGGUGAUGAUAUGGAGGAUAAAUAUACAGGACGAUUUUAUGGGACCAAUGACAUGGUUUGUUGAUUGUUUGUUAUAUGGAAUCCUUUUUGAAAUAAUACUUUGCUAAGAUG
Rubroshorea leprosula is the source of this 1376-nucleotide messenger RNA. The record is from the annotation of a GenBank genome assembly. Lineage: Eukaryota; Viridiplantae; Streptophyta; Magnoliopsida; Malvales; Dipterocarpaceae.